CGGGCACGCGCGCUGGGAUCGCCCAUACCGCCUGCACUUCUCUCCCUGAGGUCCGCGGCCACCCCUCCUGCGGCGGGGCAAUAUGGUCCUGCCCGCAGCCACGGAACUCAAGGAGUUGGCCUUUGAGUUGAAGGCGGGAAAAUGGCGGAUUCCUCGGGGCGCGCUUCUGGGAAGCCUCCUGUGGGGGGUCCCAGCACUCCUGCUGGUGCUAAACCAAAAGGCAGACGAACACAAGGUGGAAAAGUGGUGGAGUCCCGAUAUCUGCAGUAUGAGAAGAAAACCACCAAAAAGGCUCCGGCAGCAGGUGCUUUAAAGCCCAGCGGGAAGAAACCUGAAGGCGGAAGGAAACCCAACCCACCCCUGAAGAGCAAAGAGAGCAGUGGCAUCCUUGGCAAAGGUGACCUGCAGUCCACGCUGCUGGAAGGGCACGGCGCCGCCCCGCCGGACCUGGAUCUCUCCGCCAUUAGCGACAAAAGUGUGAUCAGAAAGACUCUACAAUUAGAAAAAACAAUGUCGAAGAAAACCGAGUCAACAUCACUUUCUACCUCGCAGAAAAAGAACCCAGAUCUCUCCGAGUCGAUGGAAAGGAUGGAAUCCCAGACGUUACUCCUGACUCUACUGAGUGUAAAGAUGGAGAACAGUGUUGCUGCGUUUGAAGAAAAGGCAGAAAGGGAUUUGUUAACGAUGUGCCAGGAGAAGGAGAAGCUCCAGAAAAAGGCCCAUGAGCUGAAGCGCAAACUUCUCCUCUGUCAGAGGAAGCGGGAGCUGGCAGGUGUCCUCGAUGCUCAGAUGGAGAUGCUCAGCCCCUAUGAGGCUGUGGCUGAGCGCUUUAAGGAGCAAUACAAGACAUUCGCGACGGCCCUGGACACCACAAGGCACAAACUGCCCGUGAGAUCGGUUCACCUGGGUGGAGACGAGAAACAGUUCUUAGAUGAUUUGCAGCGGGAAUUGAUAACCACACGCCAUCUGCUGGAAGAACUCGGGGUCUGCAGUUCAGAAGAAAAUGGGAAGGUGUUAGACCUGCUGGGUGAACUCAAGGAAAUGACCCAAAAGAAGGAUCUGGAGCUCCGAAGGAGCUUUGCGAAGGUGCUGGAACUCUCCGCCGGAGCGAGCAAAGAGGCAGCCUUAGUCAACCAGGAGGUCUGGGAAGAGGCUCAGGGCCUCUCGGCCUCCCGCCGGUGGUAUUUCAGUGAGGCGGGCCCCCGGGCGGAAACUCAGGGAGAGGCCAGCAGCCUGCCCCUCUCGGGCUGACAAGCCAUACGCCGUGUGCACCACAAAUCCACACGCAGGCCCUGUCCCCAACCCAAGUGGGGCCCUUCCUGUAAACUGUCAGAAGAAAGCGCGUUCUUCGCCACUUGUCCAGGGCUCAUCUGUGCCAGAGUGGCACGGAUGCGACAUUCUGGAGACUUAAGCACUUUAGUUACUUAAGCAGUAUAGCUAUUUUUAGCUGAGAAUCUCAUCUGAUAUUCAAAAAAUAAAACUGUUUGGCAUAGA
Messenger RNA from Artibeus jamaicensis (Jamaican fruit-eating bat), 1494 nucleotides. It is a transcript of the gene HAUS8, whose product is annotated as HAUS augmin like complex subunit 8. The record is from RefSeq and is a predicted model, not a curated record. The transcript is spliced from 11 exons. Lineage: Eukaryota; Metazoa; Chordata; Mammalia; Chiroptera; Phyllostomidae. The coding region runs from base 142 to 1251 and encodes 369 amino acids.